CUCAAGAUGGCGCUGCGCUCAGUGCGGAAGGCGCGUGGGUGCUGGAGCUCCAUCCGGGCACUUCAUAAAGGACCUGGAGCUAGGAGCGCGCCGCGCGUCUCCAUGAAAGACGGCAUGAAACGAGUCUUUUCGGGCAUUCAGCCUACAGGAAUCCCCCACCUGGGCAAUUACCUGGGCGCCAUUGAGGGCUGGGUGAGGUUGCAGAAUGAGUAUGACUCUGUGCUGUACAGCAUUGUUGACCUCCACUCCAUCACCGUCCCCCAAGAGCCCACUAUCCUUCGGCAGAGCAUCCUGGACAUGACUGCUGUUCUUCUUGCCUGUGGCAUAAACCCAGAGAAAAGCAUCCUUUUCCAGCAAUCUCAGGUGCCCGAACAUGCACAGUUAAGUUGGAUCCUUUCCUGCAUGGUCAGACUACCUCGAUUACAACAUUUACACCAGUGGAAGGCGAAGACUGCCAAGCAGAAGCACGACGGGACAGUGGGUCUGCUCACGUACCCGGUACUCCAAGCAGCUGACAUUCUGCUGUACAAGUCCACACACGUUCCUGUCGGGGAGGAUCAAGUCCAGCACAUGGAACUGGUUCAGGAUCUGGCACGAGGUUUCAACACGAAGUAUGGGGAGUUCUUUCCGGUGCCCAAGUCCAUUCUAACAUCAAUGAAGAAGGUAAAAUCCCUUCGUGAUCCUUCUGCCAAAAUGUCAAAAUCAGACCCUGACAAACUGGCCACCGUCCGAAUAACAGACAGCCCAGAGGAGAUAGUGCAGAAAUUCCGCAAGGCUGUGACAGACUUCACCUCAGAGGUCACCUACGACCCGGCCAGCCGGGAGGGCGUCUCCAACAUGGUGGCCAUCCAUGCGGCAGUGACUGGGCUCACCGUGGAGGAAGUGGUACAGCAUAGCAUAGGCCUGGACACAGCUCACUACAAGCUGAUGGUGGCAGAUGCUGUGAUUGAGAAAUUUGCUCCAAUUAAGAGUGAAAUUAAAAAACUGAAGAUGGACCAGGACCAUUUAGAGAAGGUUUUACAAGCUGGGUCUGCAAAAGCCAAAGAAUUAGCAUACCCUGUGUGCCAGGAGGUGAAGAAAUUGGUGGGGUUUCUAUAGGAAGUUUCAGUGAAUCCUAAAAAGGCCUGUGUGUCUUACAGUCUGUGCACUCCGCUAAAGGCGGCUUUCCUCAAAAGCAAAGAGUUACGGUUUGGGGACAUUUAAUUUGGUAUUUGUUAUGGUUGGUUAUCGGCUUCAUUUGAUGACUAAUGCUGUGUAGCUCUCAAGUAGAACAGUGUUCUAAACCCCAUCAGCAGAGUGCUGCGACCAGAAAAAAAACAAAACAUUAAAGAAGGCAUAGCUGUAUGAAUUUCCAAUUA
Carlito syrichta (Philippine tarsier) is the source of this 1358-nucleotide messenger RNA. RefSeq names its product tryptophanyl tRNA synthetase 2, mitochondrial (gene WARS2). Lineage: Eukaryota; Metazoa; Chordata; Mammalia; Primates; Tarsiidae. Gene Ontology annotation, biological process: mitochondrial tryptophanyl-tRNA aminoacylation. The record is from RefSeq and is a predicted model, not a curated record. The coding region runs from base 7 to 1098 and encodes 363 amino acids. Gene Ontology annotation, molecular function: tryptophan-tRNA ligase activity; ATP binding. The transcript has 9 exons. Gene Ontology annotation, cellular component: mitochondrial matrix; mitochondrion.